This is a messenger RNA of Esox lucius (northern pike), 1263 nucleotides long. RefSeq names its product aminoacyl tRNA synthetase complex interacting multifunctional protein 1a (gene aimp1a). Bases 100 to 1044 code for a protein of 314 amino acids. Gene Ontology annotation, molecular function: tRNA binding. The record is from RefSeq and is a predicted model, not a curated record. NCBI's taxonomy places the organism in Eukaryota, Metazoa, Chordata, Actinopteri, Esociformes, Esocidae. The transcript is spliced from 7 exons.
ACGUGGGUCUUUUCUUGAUCCGUUCCAUUGUGGCUGGAUGUUCCCGGAUGUUUCCUUAACCAAAACGUGUGUCGAUUUCAGGGUGCUGGUCACAUUUUGAUGUUCUUAGCAACACGCUCCCUGUCCUUGGUCAAGAUGUCAGGUCUUUCUCCUGCCAUGGUGAGGCUGGAACAGCGUGCGGCUGAGGCCGACCAGAUCAUUGAUUACCUCAAACAGCAGGUGCAGCUGCUCAAGGAAAAAGCAGUUGUCCAGGCCACAGUUAGAGAAGAGAAGAAACUGAUGGUGGAGAACGCCAAUCUUAAGAGAGACAUCGAACAACUGAAGCAGCAGCUGCUGGAGAAGGAGAAGAUAAGAGGAGUGAGGGACGUGGCCAUGCCGACAGCAGGGGACUCCAGUGUACUUUGCGCCUCAAAGCCCGCGCCACCACAGCCCCCAUCCCCAGCAACGACUGCCGGGGCCGCCUCCAAAGCCCCUCCCAACGAAUCCGAGGGCAAGAAGAAAAAAACGGAGAAGAAGGAGAAGAAGCCCGCGGCCCCCCAGGAGGAGGCUAAGGUGGACGUGUCGCGGCUAGACAUGAGGGUGGGCCGGAUCGUCACAGCCGAAAAGCACCCGGACGCUGACUCUCUCUACGUGGAGCAGGUGGACGUGGGCGAGGCGGCCCCCAGGACGGUGGUCAGCGGGCUGGUCAAACACAUACCCAUAGACCAGAUGCAGAAUCGGAUGGCAGUGCUACUGUGCAACCUGAAGCCGGCUAAGAUGAGAGGCGUGUUGUCGCAGGCCAUGGUGAUGUGUGCCAGCUCCCCAGACAAGGUGGAAAUCCUGGACCCACCCAGCGGGGCUGUGCCCGGGGACAGAGUCAUCUUCCAGGGCUUCCCAGGUGAGCCGGAUAAGGAGCUGAACCCCAAGAAGAAGGUGUGGGAGGCGGUGCAGCCAGACCUGAAGACAGACAGCCAGUGCGUGGCCACCUACAAGGGAGCCUGCUUCGAGAUUGCCGGCAAGGGAGUGUGCAGAGCACAGACCAUGAGCAACAGCGGCAUUAAAUAAAGACGGGCAAAGGCGGACAACAGAGCCGCUGAAUUGCAAUGGGAUAAAGUGGAAAUGGAAUCCUAUUUCCAUGGGUGGAACAAGCGAAGUAGCUUGCUCAGCCUGUGGAGGUGAUUGGCUGCUAUACUGCAAUGGUUCUGACUGUGAUGUUAAUGGAAGAAAAAGGAAAUGUUUUGAAAAAGUCUAAUAAAAGAGUUGUUUGCAUCUUCAGCUUAAAAA